Heterobasidion irregulare TC 32-1 is the source of this 2148-nucleotide messenger RNA. RefSeq lists its product as uncharacterized. The transcript has 13 exons. The annotation marks the transcript as partial. Gene Ontology annotation, molecular function: zinc ion binding; DNA binding; DNA-binding transcription factor activity, RNA polymerase II-specific. Gene Ontology annotation, biological process: DNA-templated transcription; regulation of DNA-templated transcription. The record is from RefSeq and is a predicted model, not a curated record. Lineage: Eukaryota; Fungi; Basidiomycota; Agaricomycetes; Russulales; Bondarzewiaceae.
AUGUCUUCUGCAGGCGAAGACGAGGAUAACACUAGAUCGCAUGGUUUCAAGAAGACGAGAAAUCAGAGAGCAUGCGAUGUCUGUCGGCGAAGAAAAAGUCUUGAGGGGCAGAUGCCUGGCUUUCGGUGCUCAAACUGUGUAGCCUACGACUUUGAGUGUACAUAUAACGAUGUUCUGAAGAGACGAAGGCCUCCGAAAGGGUUAAUGAAUCCUUUCAUAUAUAUCUUUCUUUGCUCAAAAGUUCAUUUCAGAUACGUGGAAAGCCUUGAGGCGCGUCUCGAGAAGAUGGAAGAACUCCUACAGAAGCUCUGUCCUGAUACUAACUUGUCACAAGAACUUCAAGCAGCUGUCAGAAUAGAAGCAGAGCGCUCGGAAGUCAACGAGAGUUCUGUGACAACAUCUUUGACCCCCAUUCGAAUACUCUCUCCUAGUACAAUGGUCACCGAUUUCGAUUCCCUCGACGCCGAUCCUGAAUCAAGCGACGAUGAAGGCGCCCAGACCAAUCUGGUGCGAGAACAUCUCAAAGAUCUGUUUAUCAACCCUGUACACAAUCGCUUUUUUGGUAAGUCGAGCGGUGUGAAGCUUGUGAAAACUGCAAUAGACCUUAAAUUCGAGUACGCGGGGAAAAUGCCGGACGAGAACACUGUUCAUGUUUUAGGAAGGAAAAGGCCUGAAUACUGGAAUCUGCUUCCUUGGGAGCGAUCCAUCCUCGCUACUGAACAGCGAGUCUUCGAUUUUCCCGAACCAGAUCUUCUGAAUGAUCUCGUGGACCUCUUCUUUCAGUAUAUCAACAUUUUUUUUGGACUUCUUCAUCGUCCCCUCUUUGAGCAGGGUAUUCAGGAUGGUCUACAUCAUCGUGAUAACGCUUUUGGUGGUCUUGUCUUGCUGGUCUGUGCCAAUGCCUCCCGAUAUUCUUUCGACCCACGUGUGCGCCUCGAGGGCACAGAUUCUUGGCACUCCUGCGGCUGGAAGUGGUUUAUGCAGGUACAAAUACUUCGCAAGUCACUUCUCAUGUCGCCAUGCCUGUAUGAUAUACAGGUAUAUUCUCUAUCGGCCAUGUUCUUGCAAGGCUGCUCGUCCCCCCAAGCCUGCAGGACGCUGAUCGGAGUUGGCAUAAACUUGGCCCAAGAUGUCGGAGCUCAUCGGCGGAAGGUGUACGGCAACAAGCUUACUAUUGAGGACGAACUUUGGAAACGUGCAUUCUGGCUUCUCGUCGUCUUGGACCGGACAUUGAAUGCAUCACUCGGUCGCCCCUGCGCGAUUCAAGAAGAAGAUUUUGACUUGGAUCUCCCGGCGGAGUGUGACGAUGAACACUUCACGCAUCCUGAUCCCGAACAAGCCUUCAAGCAGCCAGCAGGAAAACCAUCAGUCAUGUCUCACUUUAUAUGUCUCAUCAAGCUCGAUCAGAUUCUUGCCUUUGCUUUACGGACAAUUUAUUCACUUAACAAGUCGAAAGUUUCGCUAGGUUUUGUUGGACAAUAUUGGGAACAGCGUAUCGUCGCUGAGCUGGACUCCUCCCUCAAUAAAUGGGUUGACUCUAUCCCCGAUCAUUUACGGUGGGAUCCUACCCGCGAACAUCAUGUCUUCUUCAUGCAAUCUGCUAGUCUUUACGGCGCCUACUACCAUCUCCAAAUACUCAUCCACCGUCCAUUCAUCCCUUCCCCUCGCAAACCGUCACCUCUCUCAUUCCCGUCCCUCGCCAUCUGUAUCAAUGCUGCACGUUCGUGUAGCCAUGUUGCCGAUGUUCUAUAUCGCCGAUCUCCAGAAGCGCCGAUUCCUCACUUCCAGGUUCCUCCAGCCUUUAUGGCAGCAACUGUGCUUCUGCUCAACAUCUGGGACGUCAAACGUUCCGGAGUAUCGAUUGACCCAGCGAAAGAGGUAAAGGAUGUACACAACUGUAUGCAUGUUCUCGCGGAAGCAGAAAAGAGAUGGCACACAGCUGGCCGACUUUGGGAUGUGUUGUACGAGCUUGUCUCUGCAGGUGAAUUGCCGCUACCCCAGUCCACUGUAUCGUCUUUGAGACGCGAACGAGACUCGCACACUUCGGAAUCGGAUACCCCCAGCACUUUUAUUCCCGCAGCAACCUCAACCUCAAGUCUGCAUGACGAUUCAAUGCCUAUCGCUGGCUCCAGUCGCAUCUCACGGGAA